This is a messenger RNA of Oncorhynchus mykiss (rainbow trout), 4222 nucleotides long. Its product is annotated as prostaglandin E2 receptor EP4 subtype. Gene Ontology annotation, biological process: inflammatory response; positive regulation of cytosolic calcium ion concentration; cellular response to prostaglandin E stimulus. The record is from RefSeq and is a predicted model, not a curated record. Gene Ontology annotation, molecular function: prostaglandin E receptor activity. NCBI's taxonomy places the organism in Eukaryota, Metazoa, Chordata, Actinopteri, Salmoniformes, Salmonidae. Gene Ontology annotation, cellular component: plasma membrane.
ACCCCUAAAUGAAAUAGUGCUAACAGUUAGUCAUUAUGCCUAUUUGAAGUCACCUGUAGACGGGGGGAAAAUACGCAUGGUGUGGUUUCCUGGUUUCAAAUACAUUUCUGACGUAGAGACGUCUGCUGCAUUGCAUAGGGUGCUAGGCUACACCACAGUGUGAAGCUUCUAAUUCAAAACGCACAGUGAGGGCAGCGAAGACGAAGGAGGAGUUGAACACAAGCUCCGAGCAAAAACUUCCCUUGUCAAUGUCUAUGUGGGCCUCGCGGUGUGCAGCACGUCUGGGACAGAAACACUUCGGAUUGUAAAAAUAAACAAACGUUUGUGACUAACUAAAGAGAGGAGCAUGUACAUUCAAACACGGAGACAUUCGUUUGAGCUGUUAUUCAAGUGUGUAACGGUUAGUUAAAAUAAUGGAAAUUGGGGAAGUAUGGUUUUGCGUGUUAUUGAACGACUUGGAGAGCGCGCACCUACGGAAAGGGUAAUAACAUGCAAACGGAUUGGGAGAGGAGGACACUGGUGAAGAAGUGACUAUUUAAUUCCACAAAGAAAUUGUGAGAGAAUUGUGACAGGUAUGAAUAACGGCACGAUAAAAGAUGGGCCCCGAGAGCCUACUAUUCCGGUGAUUAUGUUUAUUUUAGGAGUGGUGGGGAAUGUUAUCGCCAUCGUGGUGCUCCGAAAGUCUCGGAAAGAACAGAAGGAGACCACCUUCUACACGCUGGUGUGUGGGCUUGCAGUGACCGACCUUUUGGGCACGCUGCUGGCCAGCCCCGUCACCAUCGCCACCCGUGUGCAAGGGAAGUGGCCGGGAGGAGAGUCACUGUGUCAGUACUCCGGCUUCAUCCUUCUCUUCUUCUUUCUGGUCGGCCUCAGCAUUAUCUGUGCCAUGUCCAUAGAGAGAUACUUGGCCAUAAAUCAUGCAUAUUUCUACAACCAUUACGUGGACCAAAGACUUGCUGCGUUGACGCUUGCGGGAAUCUACAUCUCCAACGUGCUGUUCUGCGCGCUGCCUGCCAUGGGACUCGGUAAGGUGAAAAAGCAGUUCCCAGAGACCUGGUGCUUCAUCGACUGGCGGACUAACGACUCCACGCACGCUGCCUUCUCCUAUAUGUAUGCCGGGGUGAGCUCUUUCCUCAUCCUCACCACGGUCAUAUGCAACGUACUGGUGUGCGGGGCGCUGAUUAUGAUGCACAGGCGGUUCAUCCGCAGGACAUCGCUGGGUACGGAACAGGGAGGUCGCAUAGCUGUCCUCAGGCGCAGACGGAGCUUCCAACGCAUGGCCGGCGCAGAGAUCCAGAUGGUCAUUCUGCUCAUCGCUACCUCUGUGGUGGUUCUCAUCUGCUCCAUACCUUUAGUGCUGCGAGUGUUUGUGAACCAGCUGUCUAUGGUUGCGUUCGAUGCCCAUUCAACUCCCCUGGAGAAGAACCCAGAUCUCCACGCCAUCCGCAUUGCCUCCAUCAACCCUAUCCUGGAUCCCUGGAUCUACAUCCUGCUGAGGAAGACUGUCCUGCUGAAGCUGGUGGAAAAGAUCAAGUGUCUGUUCUGCCGUAUGGGCUCCCGGGGGCGGGGCUCAGGGGUCAGGGGUCAAUUUCGCUGCGGAGGUGAAGGUCAUCCGAAUUCGUCCAUCGUAUCCCGGGAUUCGCCGUCGCUGGUGUCCCGCGAGCUGAGGGAGGUCAUCAGUACUUCACAGACGUUUCUUUAUUUGCCGGAGGGGACCGGGGGGGGGUCUAGAGGGACAGGGACAGGGGGAGAGGGAAGACCCAGCCCCCCGGCUGUGGAGUGCUCCCUGCUACAGGACCAACAGACACCAGGGGGGAAGGGGAUGCAAAAUGAUUCCAAAAAGGGCACUUUAGGCCCCAGUAUAUCAAUGAGGACAGAUGGGACAGUUGAUCCUUCACCUCUGAACAGGGUGCCAUCGGUCAGAAAAGACAAGACUCUACAUGUGACGUUUACAGACGAGACACUGAACUUACAGGAGAAAUGCAUCUGACGGACACAAACACAAACUCCACAAGAGUGGCGGAUAACACAGAAAAGUCACAGUGGGGAAAAAGGACAUCUAAUAGCCUUAAAGGUUGGGACUUCUGAAGGGUUAAACUCAUAAGGAAAAUGUUUCCCUGUGUCAUGUUUGUACUCUUAUAACAACAACUACAUGAAGCAAAUAAGACUGGGAGUUGGUUUAGUUCAUCAGUGAUGCUCCUAGCUGAAGCAUGAGGUCCUGUUUAGGGUUCGGUCAAAAUGUCACAUGGUGCCAAUGUGGAUUGUAUGAGAUUGGAUCUAUUUACAUAGAUCAUAUAUUGGAUCUAUUAUAUAUGUCACAUUCUUAUUACAAGAAUACCAAUAUAAACAUAUACCAGCACACACAUCAGUAAUGAACAUAAAAUGUAAUUUCACCUUUAUAAAGACAAGGAGAUUUCAUUGCACUUUUCAAAAACUCAAACCCACUGAAAGGCACUAAAUGCUACCAUGCUAUCAUAGUGCUAUCUGAGAUCCUUGGGACUUCCACACCCCCUAAACCCUAACUAAACCAGAACAUUUACCUAAUCAUGACCGUAACAUUUUAAACUACAAAGGGGUAGGGACAUCCCAACAAUCCCAGAUAGCGAGGACCACUACUUACCACUGGCCUCCACCAAUACAAUUGUUGUGAUACACUGUAUAAUCCUGAGGCUACAAUGUGAAUUGUGUCCCAUAACAUCAAAUUAUUUCAGAAAGAAAAAAUAUGUUUCUUCUCUGUGAGAAGGUCUAGCUAGUUUGUAUCCAUGUCAAAUUGCUACAAAAUGGAUUGAAAUUGUAUGUUAUAUUUCAACAUUUGCAAACAAUUGUAUCAUAUUGGUUGACUUGGCAGUUUCAAAACAAUGCCUGAAGUAUAAAAAUACAGCAAAACUAUUGAGCAUAUAAUCCCAUACAAAAGACUAAGGAGUCAAAACAACAAAAACAAACAAAACACCCAUUUCAGUCCAUAAGAUCCAUUCUAGCCCAUAAGUCCUUAGAGACAGAUCAUAGUCCCCGUGCUUUGACCAACUGAUCCUGUGAUGAAGAGGGUAUGUCCCCUGACCCCGCCUCCUCCACAGGUAUCUCCCUAGAAUUCCCCUCAGCGUCGACAACCACGACUGUCCUCUUCAGUUCCUCAUAGCGUCUCUGUCUCUCGGCUACGGCAGCGCAGGCCACCACCACCUCGUCUGACUCAAAGUCGUAGUCCUGCUGGAGCUCUGGAGGGUUCAGGACAUCCCGUUGGGCCUCCUCCUCCCGCUGGGUCUGGUUCUGGGCCGUCCGUCUCUGCUGCAGCAGCUGCCGCGCCCACGCCAGGUCAUCCGACCAGAGGGGGCGCUCUGACGGACACAGGUGGACCGCUACCUGGAAGGACCUCACCGCCUGUUGACAGGAGGAAGACCUUUGUGCUAUUUUCCUUUCUGUUAACAUCUUUUUAUUGAUUUAAGAUUAACACAAAUGACUGGUAAUACCCACAGAGCUCGAUGAGCAGUCACCAUCCUUCAUCCUAAUGUGGUUCAUCAGGUCAGCCGUAAAGACUGGUUUAGGUUGGCUACAUAUACUUUGCUGCAUUUUAUUCAGAAGGAAGCAGCAUUUUCAGGUGUUUUACAGUUAAUAUGCCUCUAAUCAAUAAUAAAGAAAUGUAAUUUCUCUAAUGAAGGACAAUAAUUGUUGUGGAGAAGAUGAAGUAUAAAAAUCCAGCAAGACUAUUGAGCAUAUAAUUCCAUGCAUUUGACUCUGUUACUUGUACUGAGCUUGUACAGAUAGGAUCUUCAUUUGACCUGUAUUGUCGCAGAAAAAUAAUCCUGCAGCAACAGGAUUUGGACGUUUAGUCCAUAAUGUUGCCUAAUCAAUGGUUAGGCUAUUAGUUGGUCAAAACGAGGCUACAUAAAAAGUGGAAUAUUAUUAAUAUAACCAUGUGUUAGUGUGCGUGUUCAGUGAAUUGAUGUAAAUCACAAAGAUUCUAUGCAUUUCCUGCGGCGCAAAAGAGUGAUCAAAUUAAGAUCCUACAGCUUGUAUGGUUGAAAUAACAAAGGGGAUUUACAUUGCUGUUGUCUUUUGUUCAAAUUACACUUUAUAGGUGCAUGGCAUUACUUUCCCCCAAUUAAAUGAUAUCAGUGAACUGAAAUGUGCUUUUGGAUGCUUUGCUUUUAAUGUGGCUAAAGAAAAGAGAUACAGUAUGUUUCUAAGUUUAAAAUAUUAAAUUAAGGAUUUCAAAGUUUAAAAUGAA